AUGCAUCGACUAUAUAGUCUUACCAUUGAUGCUCUAAUCAACAAUGCUGGGAUUGCGGGGAAUAUCCGUCUCAAUGACCCCGUUCGUGGGCCCAUAGAUGGAGAAUUUUCUACCGGCAUGUACACAGUCAAUGUCCUCGCUCCCUUGCUCCUGACCCAGGCGGUGGCUCCAUACCCGCCACGGGACCGAUCAGGACGUAUUGUCGACUUCUCCAACGUCAGUGCCAGCUUGGGCUCUGAGGGCCAGAGUGUCUAUGGCGGUACGAAGGCAACCAUUGAAGCCAUGACGCAGCAAACCUGGGCGCGUGAACUUGGUGACCGAGCUACUGUCAAUGCGGUCAAACCCGGCCCCGUCAUUGGGACAUGUUCUGGGAGUCCGGGAAAGAUUUUUGGAAUAGAAUGCAAGACUGGCAGGACAAUGCACCUGGCAGCAUGA
Molecule: messenger RNA, 435 nt
Organism: Paracoccidioides lutzii Pb01
Product: 3-oxoacyl-(acyl-carrier-protein) reductase
Exons: 1
Coding region: 1-435 (144 amino acids)
Molecular function (GO): oxidoreductase activity, acting on the CH-OH group of donors, NAD or NADP as acceptor
Source: RefSeq, a predicted model, not a curated record